CAGAGACAUUGUGAAAGGAAUUGAUAAUAUUCAGAAUUUUACUUUUGAUAAAAAAGAUCGAUACGGACGAUUGGAUUAUGGCCAGUAAUGAAACAACAAAUAGUGAUACGGAAGAAAGUACAGAAGAAGAAAUAGAACCAAAGUUUAAAUAUCAGCGCAUCGCUCACGAUUUAAAAGAUAUUCUUAAUAAGGAUGUGGUUACCGCUUGUGCGGUGCACCCGAAAUUUUUGAUAUUUGGCACAUUUCUGGGACGUGUCUACCUUUUAGAUCAUGAAGGAAACUCCGUGGAUUCUCAUUUGAAUUGUAAUGAUCAAAACUUUGCUCACACUGUAGCGGUAAAUGAAGUGGAUAUUGAUGCUAAAGGUGAAUGUAUAGCGACUUGUUCGGAUGAUGGCAGGGUUCAUAUAAUUGGUUUAUUUAGCAAUGACAAUAAUCAAACUUUGACAUUUGGGCGGUCUAUACGUUCAGUGGUACUAGAUCCAGAUCCAAAAGCUAACGAGGGUAGGCGCUUUAUAGUAGGGGAUGAAAAACUAACUCUAUUUGAAAAGAAUUUCUUAAAAAAGCUCAAAUCCAAUGUUUUAUCUGCUGCUGAGGGCCACGUUAUAUCGGUAUGUUGGAAUGGACCUUUUAUCGCUUGGGCGAGUUGUUUAGGAGUACGCGUUUACGAUUUGAUUGAGAAGUGUUCUUUGGGUCUUAUGAAGUGGGAGGAGCCAACUAAUGCUCGUUUGGAAAAUUUUCGCUGCAAUUUUCGAUGGGCAAAUUCUAAUACUCUCUUAGUGGGAUGGGUAGAUACAAUACGCAUUUGCGUCAUACGUAGGCGAAAUUCAGUAGAAGCGACCUUAAAAGCUUUACCUGGCUUUAUAGUUGAUCCCAUCUCUACAUUCCAAACAAAUUUCUACGUUAGUGGUUUGGCUUCUCUAACCUCAAAUCAGCUGGUCGUUUUGGGCUAUCCAAAGGAAAAAGAUUCUGAACGUAAUGCUUUGCGUCCUUUACUAUCCGUCUUAGAAUAUAAGCUUAAUAGCAGUGAGGAAGUUUGUACAGACAGUUUAUCAUUAAGAGGUUACAAGGAAUACAUGGUUAAUGAUUACAUUUUGGGCUGUUUGAAUGAAGAAAACCGCUAUUAUAUUGUGGCACCAAAAGAUAUAGUUGUAGCUACAUUAUUCGAUAUAGAAGAUCGCGUCCAAUGGUUAAUUGAACACCGCAAGUUCGAAGAAGCCAUGGAACUUAUGCCGUCGCACGGCGGUAAUGUAUUACCAGUUGCAAGACUCUAUAUCAAUCAUUUAAUUAAUCAAAAGGAAUAUGAAGCGGCAGCGAAAAUCUGCCUUCGAGUGUUAGGCAAUAAUAAAAACCUAUGGGAAGAGGAAGUGUUUAAGUUUGUGAAACCUCAACAAUUAAGAGCUGUUAGCGCUUAUUUACCCACAACAGAUGAUUGUAAAUUGGAUCCUCAUGUUUAUGAGAUGGUAUUAUAUGAAUACUUGAAACAUGAUGUCAAAGGUUUUUUAAAAUUGAUCAAGGAAUGGCCUUCACAUUUAUAUGAUUGCUCAGCGGUUAUCAAUGCAAUACAUGACCACUUCAAUAAAGAAAAUAUGAAUGAGUUACUAGAGUCACUCGCUAUGUUAUAUUCCUACCAAAAAAGUUAUGAAAGUGCUUUGCUUAUGUAUUUAAAGUUGCAGAAUACGGCGGUUUUUGAUCUGAUUAGGCGUUAUGAUCUCUACAGUGUUAUACAUAAAAUGAUCAUUCCUUUAAUUCAAUUAGAUCGUGAGCGUGCCUUUCAAAUACUACUGGAUAAACGUAGAGUACCUCCAGAAAUUGUGGUACAACAGCUGGAACAAAAUCAAGAAUAUUUAUAUUGGUAUUUAGAUGCUUUAGAUAAGAUGGAUAGUCGCGGUACAUUCCACUGGAGAUUAGUAGAGUUAUAUGCUGAAUACGAACCGACCAAAUUAUUGCCUUUUCUAAAACGAUCCAAACAUUAUCCUAUACAAGAAGCGUUGGAUAUUUGUAGGAGUAAAUUAUUCUAUCCGGAAAUGGUUUACCUGUUGGGUCAAAUGGGCAACAUAGUGGAAGCUUUAAACAUUAUUAUUCAUAAACUACAAAAUAUUGAAAUGGGAAUUGACUUCUGCAAAGAGCAUGAUGAUUCAGACUUGUGGAAUUUACUUAUCGUUGAAUCCAUAGAAAAUCCAGAAAUUUUAACCAAACUUUUGGAUGGCAUAAUAGGUUACGUAAAUCCUGCAGGUUUGGUAGAUAAAAUCAAAUCUGGCCAGAAAAUACCCGGUCUAAGGAAAUCGUUGACAAAAAUGUUAUGUGACUAUCGGUUACAGGUAGACGAACUACAAAUUGUUAAUAAUAUCCAAUUGGCUGACUAUUUUUCAAUGCAUGCUGAGGUCGUGCGCGAACAAAACCGUGGUCUCGCUGUUAGUUAUCACAACGUCUGCGCCACUUGCGAACGCAGCGUUAUUAAAAAGGAUGUUGUCCCAUCUUGUGGCAUUAUGGUUUUCAGUUGCGGUCAUGUAUACCAUGAGCCCUGCGUGCCAGGCCGACAUAAAAAUGAACAUUGUAACGUUUGUAAUUCGGAGGAUGAAGAUAAUUUAGACUAGUAAAAUAAUAACAUAGGAAUAUUUACGUCUUUCACAUUAUAGACAUAUUUCUGUAUCUCUGUAUCUUGUUUAUAUGAAAUUCGUUAAAUUUAAUUUUUUUGAAUUUGGAGUAUUUAUUUUACUAUUUAAUUAAGUCUUUA
Glossina fuscipes is the source of this 2734-nucleotide messenger RNA. It is a transcript of the gene lt, whose product is annotated as vacuolar protein sorting-associated protein 41 homolog. Gene Ontology annotation, cellular component: HOPS complex; late endosome. Lineage: Eukaryota; Metazoa; Arthropoda; Insecta; Diptera; Glossinidae. The transcript is spliced from 15 exons. Gene Ontology annotation, biological process: vesicle-mediated transport; protein targeting to vacuole; macroautophagy. Gene Ontology annotation, molecular function: protein binding. Bases 78 to 2594 code for a protein of 838 amino acids. The record is from RefSeq and is a predicted model, not a curated record.